This is a messenger RNA of Penicillium cataractarum, 801 nucleotides long. RefSeq lists its product as uncharacterized. Lineage: Eukaryota; Fungi; Ascomycota; Eurotiomycetes; Eurotiales; Aspergillaceae. The transcript has 3 exons. Bases 1 to 801 code for a protein of 266 amino acids. The record is from RefSeq and is a predicted model, not a curated record.
AUGACUGGAGUGUCGCCGACGCUCGAGCCUGGAGUCAAUGGCAGUUUAUUGCUUGAGAAGGCAUUGCCGGAAGGCAGCGGAAGUCUUCGGCCUGAGCAACUGGGAUGUUGGAGGGCACAUGCAAACGUUUGGAAACGAAUGUUAGAUGAGAAUAUCGAAACUGCAAUGAUUGUCGAAGAUGACGUAGACUGGGAUCUUCACGUCCGCGGCGUUUUCACUGAAUUGAGCCACAAUCUUGCCCAGCAGACUUUGUUCCCAAGUUUGUCGCCUCGUUCGAAUCAAACGAUAGCUCCAUACGGUCUUGACUGGGAUAUCUUGUAUGUCGGCUCUGCGUGGGAUAUUCCGAAUGAAGAAAACCGCCCACCUCAUCUACUCUAUCACGACCCGUUUGCGCCUACCCGAGAUCAAACCGGCGGUUCUUAUGUCAACGAGCUCGAAGGAUGGGGAGCGAAAGUGACAAACACGUCCCGACAUCGCCUGGUUGCCCCUUCUUGGUACCCCGUUUCCACGAUAGGAUAUGCAGUCACCAAGAAAGGAGCUCAGAAACUUCUGUACAACCUUGGGUAUAAGGGAUUCGGAUCCACACCAAUUGAUUUGGCCAUGAUAGAACUCAUCAAAAAGGGCAUCGUUGAUUCCUAUACCAUCAUCCCUCCGAUAGUGACGCGGUUCCGGACAGGAGGAGCGAAGGAUAGCGACAUUGAUGAUGUUAAACCAGAAGAUGCCGAGGUUGAGCCCGGAUCUGAGAAUCUGAAUAUGAGCGCGAGGAAGGCGAUGGAAAAGCUUUCGGAGAAAAUAUCAUGA